GCAGAUCUCUGUAACGAAAGGAUUUUUUUUUUUUUUUCUUUUUUCUGAGUGCUGUUUGUUCUUGCUCUUUUUCCGUUUCAAUGGAGAUUCAUAUUCAGGCUUCGUUGUCUUCGCGUUCAUUAUCUGAAUCUGAAAUUUCUGCUUCCGAUAAUACAGAUGCUGCGGAUCGUGAAUCUGGGAAUUUCGGGUGCUCGCAUUAUCGGAGGAGAUGCAAAAUUAGAGCGCCCUGUUGCGAUGAGAUCUUUGACUGUAGGCAUUGUCACAAUGAAGCGAAGAACUCCCUUGAAUUGGAAACUCUUGACUCACAUGACGUUCCUCGCCAUCAAGUUCAGAAGGUUAUCUGUUCCUUGUGUGAUACAGAACAAGAUGUUCAGCAGUACUGCAUGAACUGUGGAGUCUGUUUUGGGAAGUACUUCUGCAGCAUAUGCAAAUUCUUUGAUGAUGACGUUUCAAAGAAUCAAUACCACUGUGAUGAAUGUGGAAUCUGCAGGACUGGGGGGAAGGAAAAUUUCUUCCACUGUAAGAGAUGUGGAUGUUGCUAUUCGAAUUUAAUGAAAGACGGGCAUCGUUGCAUCGAAAGAGCAAUGCAUCAUAGCUGCCCUGUCUGCUUUGAGUUUCUAUUUGACACAACAAAAGACAUCAGUGUCUUACCUUGUGGCCACACCAUGCAUUUGAAAUGUGCUAAAGAGAUGGAGUCACAUUUCCAGUACUCUUGCCCUGUAUGCUCAAAGUCAAUCUGUGACAUGUCUAGGUUGUGGGCAAAGCUUGAUACAGUGAUUGCUUCAACACCGAUGCCUGAUAUGUACAAAAACAAGAAGGUGUGGAUUCUAUGUAAUGACUGUGGUGCAGAAGGUGAAGUUCAAUUCCAUGUGAUAGCUCAUAAAUGCUUGGACUGCAAGUCCUACAACACCAAACAGACAAUAGGAAGAGGACCUCCUGCUUCUUGCUCAUCGACAGCGGUGACCGAGAUAGUGAGAUAGACUUUCCUGCCAAAAGAAGUUUUAAGAGGCGAAAUUCUUGGUCUUGCUCGCCACAUUAUGGUUAUCUUAUCAUAAUCAUAAUAAGACUAUUGCACCAAGUAAGCUUGGGUCAAAUGGUUCUCAAGACUAGAAUGGGAUCGCACUACCAAAUGUCACCGUUCCUCAUGGCAUGUGUAUAUAUGUAAAUUUGGAUGGAUUUAUGUGGUUUUAAGGUUCUAUUUGGCUGCUCGUUCCAAUCUU
Cucurbita pepo subsp. pepo (vegetable marrow) is the source of this 1220-nucleotide messenger RNA. Its product is annotated as E3 ubiquitin-protein ligase RZFP34. The record is from RefSeq and is a predicted model, not a curated record. Lineage: Eukaryota; Viridiplantae; Streptophyta; Magnoliopsida; Cucurbitales; Cucurbitaceae. Gene Ontology annotation, molecular function: zinc ion binding; ubiquitin protein ligase activity. Gene Ontology annotation, biological process: protein ubiquitination; ubiquitin-dependent protein catabolic process. Gene Ontology annotation, cellular component: nucleus.